AAGAGUUUAUAUUAUUAGCUAAAAAUAGAUAACUUUUCUCCAGAUACCCAUCCCAUAAACUACCGGUGCCAUUUAAUAAUCACAUAUUACUGUAGUAUAUAGUGGCCUCAAUUAAACCAUUGACCCGCGCGCGGUGCGCCCAAUUAGCCACCGAGGAUCUAACCUAACCCCGGGUUUCAUCAGUCACCUAACCUAAACCCGAUAGCAUCGGCAGCUUUUAGGCUACGGGCGCAAUGGCCUCGCCGUCCAGCGAUGACGAGUCCGAUCAUCCGACCAGUGGUCAACAAUUUGGUGCCGCACUGGUGGCCGGCCUAUCCCAGGACAACAUAUUCUACUUGGCCUACGUCUGCAUACAAGUACUGGGCAUUUGUAUGAUAACAUUGUGUUCAGUUUGGACACACCAUCACUUGUCCGGCUAUUCGUUAGCCACACCCGAACAGGUAUUCAACUAUCAUCCCUUACUGAUGACCAUCGGUAUGAUUGUGCUGAACGGGAACGGUAUCCUAAUCUAUCGGAUCAGCCGUUGGUUGCGUUUUCAGCGCCAAAAAUUGAUACACUUUUCCAUCCAAUUGUCUGCACUAACCGUUUCGGCGGUCGGACUCUACGCUGUCUUUCACUAUCAUAAUGUCCGGCAAAUACCUAACAUGUAUUCAUUGCAUUCAUGGCUCGGCAUUACAGCUAUCGCUGGUUUUACGGUCAGUUUGUUGACCGCUUUUCUAGCCUUUCUAUAUCCCGGUUUUCAUCCGGUUUAUCGGCGACUAAUAUUGCCGUUUCAUAUAUUCAACGGUACGGCCAAUAUUGUACUGUCGGCUUCGGUAGCCAUUACUGGUCUAACCGAGAAAGCGCUGUUCAGUUUACAGACUCCCGGUGCCAAAUAUAGCGAUCUACCGGCGCCAGCUAUGCUCAUCAACUUUAUGGCCAUUAGCAUAGCCGUGUUUACCGUACUGGUCGUAUGGUUGGUCACAAAACCCGAGUUUAGGCGCCGUUAUAUACCGUCGGUCAAUGCGCCGCAGUAUAAGCUAAGACGGGAGCAGACCAUCGAGUGAUUGAUUGAUUGAUUGAUUGAUUGAUUGAUUUAUUGGUCACCAAAAAUAAAAUAU
Molecule: messenger RNA, 1100 nt
Organism: Oppia nitens
Lineage: Eukaryota; Metazoa; Arthropoda; Arachnida; Sarcoptiformes; Oppiidae
Product: plasma membrane ascorbate-dependent reductase CYBRD1-like
Exons: 3
Coding region: 234-1046 (270 amino acids)
Molecular function (GO): oxidoreductase activity
Source: RefSeq, a predicted model, not a curated record